This is a messenger RNA of Nannospalax galili (Upper Galilee mountains blind mole rat), 243 nucleotides long. Its product is annotated as trefoil factor 3. The coding region runs from base 1 to 243 and encodes 80 amino acids. The transcript is spliced from 3 exons. Gene Ontology annotation, biological process: maintenance of gastrointestinal epithelium. NCBI's taxonomy places the organism in Eukaryota, Metazoa, Chordata, Mammalia, Rodentia, Spalacidae. The record is from RefSeq and is a predicted model, not a curated record.
AUGGAGACCAGAGCCCUAUGGCUGCUGCUGCUGGUCCUGGCUGCUGGGACCUCUUGUGUGGCCUCGGAUUACAUAGGCCUUUCUCCAAGCCAGUGUGUGGUCCCCGCCAAGGACAGGGUGGACUGUGGCUACCCCAGGGUCACCAAGGAGGAGUGUAACAACCGAGGCUGCUGCUUUGACUCCAGCAUCCCACAAGUACCCUGGUGCUUCAAGCCUCUUCAGGAGACGGAAUGCACGUUUUGA